Molecule: messenger RNA, 821 nt
Organism: Pecten maximus
Lineage: Eukaryota; Metazoa; Mollusca; Bivalvia; Pectinida; Pectinidae
Product: complement C1q tumor necrosis factor-related protein 3-like
Exons: 4
Coding region: 122-793 (223 amino acids)
Molecular function (GO): protein binding
Source: RefSeq, a predicted model, not a curated record
CUUAAGUGUGUGAGUAUUUUUCACGAUUCAUAUCGCGUAUGUGUACAACUAACGAUUAGGUCACCUUAUAUAAGAGAUAGAGCCUAAGGUUUUGUCACAUUUCGGAUCUAAAUAGGAAGAGAUGGCAUCUAACAAUAUAUUAGGGUUGAUUGGUAUUUGUGUUGUUGCUGUACUAGUUACUUGUGACAGGGAUGAUACUCCGGAAAUCUCUCUCCGGAAGCAGGUGCAGACACUACAGGCAGCUCUCCAAAGUCACAUUCACCAGCAAGACACAAAGAUCGCACACUUGGAAAAACGUAUUCAAGGACUUGAAGCUGAAAACCACGAACUAAAACAUCAGAACACGUUACAUAAAAGAAGACAACAGAAGAGAGUUUCAGGCCUAGGAGAAGCAAAUUACAGCGUUGGUUUCUCGGCUUUCUUGUCAAAAACCACUGCCCUAGGUGAACACCAAAUCAUAGUGUUCGACAAUGCUACAACUAACGAUGGCAAUGGCUAUGAUACGAGACAUGGUCACUUCACCGCCCCUAUUCCAGGUCUGUAUGCCUUCUCCGCAACCGCUAUGUGUUAUGGAAGCGAAGCACAUCUCCACGUUGCGAUCAUCAAAGAAGGCCAGAAGAUAGCCUACAUCUUUGCAAACGGUAACCAUUAUGAUAAUGGGAGUGAAUUUGUGGUUGUACAACUCCAGGCCGGGCAGAUGGUUUGGGUAGAACACACAAACGACGUGACUGGAGUCAAGAUAAACGGCGACGCAUACAGUACCUUCUCCGGGUUCCUAAUCAAACCUUAUUAAACUCGUUGGCUACUGUCCAUUUCUUGUU